UCCAAGUAUUUAUCCCAUUAAAAAUUAAAAUGAAUAAUUUAGUGGAAAAAUUCAUGAUUUAUUGACUUUUCUUUAAGACAUUUUAUAGGUAAGAAAAACUAAAUUAUGAGAAAAAAAAAAAGCAUUUUUUAUUGAAAAAUGAAACAUAAAAUUCUAAAAGAAACUUUUAUGAAAAAUUAAUUCAGGAAUUAUAAAAAAAUCAAUUCUUUUGCAAAAUCUAAUUUCUCAUCUUCCGUGACUUUUGCGCUUGUUGUUAUCCCAUUUAUAUUGAAAAGACAUUAAAUGUGAUCAGUUUCAGUAGAUAAAAUGUGGAAGAUAUAAAAUUUUAUAUAAUGGCAAAAUGUUUCUGUGGCGUUUUUCUUUUUACUAUGUGGGAAUCUUAAGUGAGUUUUAAUUCACACAGAAUGUCUUCAAGUGCUUCUUGAUCUUGUGAUAUGAAUGACUCUCUUGAAGAUGAUCUUUUUAAGCCCCCCUCCCCAUCCCCCAAAAAGUGACAAGACUCUUUGGGAAAAUACUCCGCAAGUUGUCUUCCUGGGAAAAUAUUUUGUGCAAAUUUUUGAUAAAUUUGUGAGAUUAUUGCCAUCAAUUGAUGGGUUUGCCCUUUUAAACUCACUCACAGAUGCACAACAAAAUGUCGAGAAUGGGGGAAAAAUAGUGCGGUGAUGUCGUGGAAAAUGAGUGCAAUGGGUUGAGGAGACGCGCGCGGUGAUGUAAUUGAUGUGAAGGCAUUUUCUCACACGUUUUGCUCGCGCGGCAAAAGGCUGAUGCCGUUUUUUUUUUCCUUUCAUUCUUUCAUUAAAAGAGUUUAGAUUGUGUGUGGGAAAAUGUGGACGCGAGUUGAACGGUUUGGCUCUCUAAAUAUACCAAACCGACCAUUUUCACGAUGAUAUCCCACCACAGAGCCUCAAACAAGACUUUUCCAAGUCUAUAAUUAAAAGAACGACAGUUUGGCUGUCCUGCUCAAAAUUUCCCAUUUCCACUGUUUGCGGGAAAAAGAGAUUCGAUUUGAAUGUUCCUUGCCAGAUAGAGAGAAAGAUUGUCGGAAAAAUAUAACCAUGAAGUUAUGUUGAACAGACCCCUGGCAGAUUUGAUGAAGCAACAUAAUUUUUGAUUAUUUAUUUUGUUGAUUUUUUUUUAUUCUUUAAUUGGAUUGAUUUAAUUCAUUAUUCUCUAGAAUAUUCAAAAGAGAAUAUUAGUUUAUCCGAUUUUGCAUACCUAAACCUCUCAGUCAGAAGAAGCGGAUAGUCUUUUUUCCAGUAAAAAUAAAGUAUUUUUUUUAUAUACAUAGAGUGUUCCAUUAUUUCCGUCAUGGACCUGUUAAAAUAUAUGUAUGUGAAAAUUCGUAUAGAGCGAAUUGAAUGCUGACGAGUUGGCAUUUUCGUUUGGGUGGAAAAUUGGGUGGUCAGAAUUUCUCUGGCAAGUUAGUCUCAAAGAGUCUCACAUCACUCUCGGUUUUAUUCCAAUUUUAGUGUAGCUACUUAAUAAACUUUUUCAUUUCAAUUCACUCUUCUUAGUUUCUCUUUAAAAAAAAUCUCCAUAAAGUUUAUUUUAAUAAAAAAUAUAGUUUUUUGCGCUAAAAAAAAAGAUUUUUUUCUCGACUUUCGUGCAACAUUGAGAAUUCACAAGGAUUCCUCGAAAGAUUCUUCGAAUUUUACUCUCCAGAAAAAUGUUUAAAAUAAAAAAUACUUUUGGUGACACAAUUCCGGGAAAAAAAUGUGAAUAAUUUUGGAAUUUCAUGAAAUUGAAAAGAAAAUUUCUCCCACCGUUCAAUGAGGUUCUUGUGUGUUUAAAAAAAAUUAAUCACUAUAAAUUCUUCGAAGAAAUGUCUGUGUGAGUGUAUAUCUGCCGUGUACAAAAGCAACCACCACCACCGCUAUAAGAAGAAGAAAAGUGUGUUCCGUUUGUCAGUUUUCUUCUGUUAUUAUUAGUAUUAAUAAUCUGACUAAAUAGAAGAAGUGCGAAGAGAAAAAAUAAAGCAAAGAACAAGGAAGAAAAUUGUGUACGAAGAGAAUACCAGCUGUGUGUCCCCAUUCGCAUUAGUGGAAGUGUCUGUUGUGCGUGUGAUUUGGGAUUGAUUAGCUUGCCAAUAUAUUUUCUGCAACAAUAUUGCAUGGGAUGAUGCAGUGUGACAAGAAAUGCAGCAACACGAGAUGAUGAGUGGCAAGACGAAUGAAAUAACAGCAGAAUGGACGGUACAUGCACAACUAACACUCAGUCAUCCUGGUGAUGGAACAUCCACGGCGGAUGGUGACCCAAAACCCGUGACUGUUGUUUACAAAUGGAGUUCAGACGAUGUGAAAGAUGCUCUCGAGACAGAUGGAAGAACCAAAGGGAAUGUUUCCUUUUCGUCAUCAUCAUCGAAACGACAAGAGGCUGAUGAGGCGCAUCAGCAAGAGAAGGUGCCACAGUGCAAGAGUACGUGUAGCAUUGUACUAUCCGCCUGUGCGGAUUUAUUUCCUAUAAAUGCUCAAAAUAAAUAUGACCCAAAUACGAAAAGGAAUUUUGACACAGUUCUACUCACGCAAGAUCAGGGAUCUUCAAUGCAUCUCACCCCGAGAAUUAUUCCCCUAAAAGAUGCCUUCUCACAAACAACCCCAAGUGAUUGUGAGGUACCACCUGUGAGGAUUCAGCGAAAGUCCUCACAGACGGAGAAGAGAACCUACGAUUAUCGCAGAAAGACGGAAUCAAUGCUCUCACCACCACCCAAUAUGCAACCUCAGACACCUGUUGACGAAGGGAAAGUUAAUUCGUCCCAGUAUGGAUUGUCACGUUCUCCACUGAAUCGAUACUCACCGUCGUACACAUCCCCCACGUCCAGCAAAAGGGGUGGUAGUGCCAAAAAACCCCCGCGGACUGUUCACAUUGAUGUGUACUGUACGGCAUCGGAUGGAGAUGAGGGCUCAAGUUCGUCAUCGUCAUCGGUGUCGUCGGAAAAUGUGGAUCCCGUGGAGGAUGUUGAGUCCAAUUCAACGCCCCAAACGGUGUAUGAGUCGCAGCAAAUGAAGUUGAUGCACAAACGUGUGGGGAAGUUUGAUCUACCACGGCGUCUCGGUGGGAAUCGUUUAGCAGAAUCAACGGGAAGGGGUAUUAAGACGAAUUUGGGAUCACUCAGCAAGGAGAAUGUGCAACAAUUGUCAAGUAAAUCCAGCAUGGCGGAUGAGAUUAAUGAAUCAAAGCAAAUUCUCUUUGAUAAGCAUUUGGGUGGAAGUAGUAGUGGUGGCAGUAGGAUGUCCCUGAGGCAGAAAUUGAUGAAAGACACAAGUGAUGAUUGCCUUAGCUCCAACUAUCCCAAUUCAUCGUACUCCACAUUCCGCGAUAUGACCGUGAGCAGCAUCUCAAGUGCUCAGGCAUCCACAUCGGCUCUCUUUGAGGAUCUCAUGGAGACAUCGUGGAAGGAGUCAGAGUACGAAAUGGCCCAUGCUCCACAUGCAUCCUCAGUGGCACAAUCGUCGGAUAGUUUUGAGUAUGAUAAUGCAAAUGAUCGCAAUAGGAUACGGCAGAUGGAGGAGCAGUGGCAGCGAAAGAAUGCUGCCUCAACGGAUAAAGUGUGGAACUCGCCGCAGGCUGAACGGAAGUUCCUCAUGCAGCAGCAGAGAAUGAAUGAAUUUAUGCGGCAAAAGGAGCAAGGGGAGCGCAUGAAGAGAGUUUUGGGUGUGCUGGAGACGGAUGAUUCGGAGCAUUCGGGAAAUAUAAGUGAAUCAGACAGGGGGUACCAUCUGGAUCCACCACAGAUGGCUAAGACCCUCUGUCCCAAUGUAAUGAUAGGCAUGGGAAUGUCCGUGAAGGAACCGAGUCCAGCUUCAACUGCCAAAACCACUCAAUCCACCAAUUUGGAGGAGCCACGAAGGGAAGUGUCGGAGCCCAAAGAUGUGUGGCCCGGAGUAGCCCUGAGGCGGCCACCACCGACCUUCCUGAACUUCUCCAGGGACUCUGAGAGUGCGUCUUCAUCCCUCGUUAGUCACCUUUCGGGCUACACGCAUGAGUAUCUGUCGAAAGCGAGGAAAUUCGGAGCUGUUGUGGGUGCUCUGAGGAAACCAGGACACCAUGUGGGUCCUGCUAAGAAUCCCGACUGCCAGUGCGAGCACUGCCGACGAUGGAUGGCAGAACGUGAUAAAGGAAGAGGGAGAUCCAGUUCAAUAUCUGGUCCACUGACCUUUGAUGGUUUCCGCGCGAGAAGGAAUUAUAUUUGAAAAUAAAAUCAAAUUAUAUACAUUGAAUGUGCAUUUAAUCAAUAAAAUUAAUUUGCGCGAAGAAUUCCUUCUUUGAUUCAAUGUCUGUUGAAUUUCGAAACGACAGACAUUGAAUGAAGAAUGUCUUCUUCUGCAAAAUGUAAAUAUAUUUUACAUAGUUUUCCUCCACAGAAGAAUAAAAUUAAUCAAUGUAACUCCACAUAAAAAAGAAAUAAUAGGAAAAUAAUUCCAUUUGUCAGAUUGUUAUCAAUGUUAUCACAGCACAUAGAUCAAUACAAUACAUGUAUAAUAAAUUUAUUUUUAAAAA
Molecule: messenger RNA, 4497 nt
Organism: Lutzomyia longipalpis
Lineage: Eukaryota; Metazoa; Arthropoda; Insecta; Diptera; Psychodidae
Exons: 5
Coding region: 2136-4190 (684 amino acids)
Source: RefSeq, a predicted model, not a curated record